CCGGCAGUAGUCAGUUGUUUCGAUUUGUAAAGAACAAGUGCCUGGCUACGCGGCAUCCCAAGACAGCAACCGGCAGCUCUCGUACAUUUCGGCGAGUCGCGAGUUCUCGCGGAUUUUUUUUGAAAAUUCGGUGUAGCAUGUGAGUUUGUGUUUUGUUUUUGGGAUACACAUUUUAUCAAGUUGCAUCAAUGACACUAAGAGAAAUGAAGAAGAAAAGACAACUACUAGACUCUGGAGGAAGAAUGGUACCAAAACCUGACGAAGCUAUCAAUACCGAAAGGUAUUCAAAAUUGGAAGAUACAGGAAGGGAAAAACAGCGACCGCCAAUCUACAACCCUGAAGAUUAUGCUUUCUUGUUGAAAAAAUGGGGAAAGAAAUCUGGCCUUGGCAUCAUAUCCCUUUAUUCUUCUUCAAGUGUAUCCGACCUGGACAGUAAUCAUUCCCAAAGAAGUACCUUCCGAGAUUAUAGGAAUCCAAUGCUGAGUUCGUCAGGCAUGGAAAUGACUCUAAGACAAUUUGGGACUGUUUCAGAAUUAUUAGCAAAACUGAAAUGUGAUCUUCGUUCGGCAUAUCCUAGCUUUGUUCAAGAAUUCGUAGCUGAUCCCCUAGACGGAGUAAAUCUUCUACUAGAUCUUCUUCGCGCCAUCCAACUCAGCCAGUCGAACAACAGUCAAGUGCAGCAAUGUUCGCCAGGUGGCGCCACUUCCAAACUACCACCAGCUCUUCAGCGAAGAACGUUAUUGGACGAGCUGUCGUGUCUUCAAUGUCUCCACAGUUGCUGCAUGCGAUACACAGAGGCGGUUAGAAAAUUAACCUCCUACUCUGCAGGACUAUUCACUUUGGCAAUUUGCAUAAUGAGCAACGUAAAUAAAUCGAGGAUCGUUGCUUUACAGCUUCUAAGCAAAGCCUGUGAAUCUCCGACCAACAGCCACACAGCAGUUUCCGAAGCCAUGUCAACCCUCAGAUUGAGAUUCGGAGAACCAGUACGAUUUCGGUUCUUAGUAGGAAUGCUAAGUUCAGCAGGAAGUCACGUGGAAUUACUCUCGGCAGGAUUGAAAUUUCUCAACACGUUUCUUAAGACAGCGGAAUCGGUUCAGAAAAGAGUUUAUCUGCAAGCCGAGUUGGAGCAAGCUGGAUUUGAUUUAGCUGCGAUCAAAAAGAACAUUGGAGUAAAUAUCAAUACCUGUGAGCCUCUUUUAGACGAGAUGAUUACGUUUGAAAAACAUUUUAUAGACAUAGAAGGCCUAACAAUACGAACUGAGAGUGCAGAAAAAGAAAAUGAUGAUUUAAAAGAUAAAUUAUCUGAAUUGGAGCAAAAAAUUCAGGUUUUACAAGAAGAAAAAGGAAUUUUAAUAUCAAUGGAUCAGUGUUUACGAGAAAAAUGCAGUGAGUUAAGAGAAGAAGUUCAUUCAUUGAAAUCUGCGCAAUCAGAUGCCACAUCAAGAUUAUCCAAAAACCAAGAGUCUACUCCUGAGGAUGAAGGAAUCUCCUCAUCUGAACGCACUCCAAGUCCGGAAGCCGACAUUCAAGCGUCCUCACCCGUCUUUGAAAUAUACACAGCUCCGGAAACUCAACACGAAAACGAAUCGGAAGAUGAAACAACAAUUGAAGAAGUUAUCCAAGAACUACAAGAUAUAAUCAGUAACGAAGAAACAGAAGCCUACAACAGGGAAAAUCUCAAACUUAAUAUUCAAAGAAAAAUUGAAGAAGAAAAACAAAUUACUGGUAAAAUUAAUACAAGAAUACAUAUUGAUGAUUAUGCUAUAUCAAGCGAUUAUGAAAUAGUACCAUCAAAUUUACAACCUGAGCCACCAAGAAAGUCAAGAAGCCUAAUCCAUCUGUUUAUACCCACAGCUGAUUAUGAACGUAAUCCUAAAGAAAUAUUUUUUGAUACAGAAAGUUUAACAACAGACAGUUCUUUCUCAGUUGUUGACGUUUCUAAUUACUGCCCUCCUCUUUACGAAAAUAAACUACCAUCAAUUAAAGGAAACAAUAAUAAUUUAAGUAGAAGGAACUCCAAAGUAAGCAUUAAACGUUCAGAAUCAUUCAGACAAGCAGCCAAUACUCUAUGCAGAUCGAAAAGUAACGAUCCAGAAGGGUAUACGUCCUACCAACCGAAUGAUUCAACUCUCUGGGGAAAAACCAAGCCAAAAGAUGAACAAAAACCUGAAUUGUCACUUAAAUGCAAAAGUAUGGAUACACUAGGCGAUGGAUAUGAUUCAUUUAUUAACGUUGUCGUCAGUAACAAUGAUAAAACCAACAAUGCUCCAGGUUCCAGAUCGAAAAGUGAUUCAGGAAAUAUAUCUGGCACAUCACUUUGCAGAAGUAUAUCGAACGUUUACGUGAAUUCCCAAAAAGAUAUAAAAACUAGAUUGAGUUCGUAUUCGGAGGAGAAACAUAGAAUGUUUUUACCUUCUAAUGGAGAGGAGAAUGAAGUGCUUUAUUAUUUUCCCAGGAUACAGGAAAGAAAAACUAGCAACUCGUCUAGUUUUUUGAUGAAUAGAGGAUAUAUUAACGCAGGACUCUAUUCUGGUCAAAGUAUUGAAACUCAUCGAUAUUUUUCAGGAAGUAGAGAGGUUGUAGGAAGCGACUGUAGGAGUUCUGGAAAGUUGACCGAUUAUCCAUCAGGAUUAUAUUAGCGAUAGGUUUGUUGCAUUUAUAUUAUUAAGAUAUUUUAAAAUC
This is a messenger RNA of Psylliodes chrysocephalus, 2682 nucleotides long. The record is from the annotation of a GenBank genome assembly. NCBI's taxonomy places the organism in Eukaryota, Metazoa, Arthropoda, Insecta, Coleoptera, Chrysomelidae.